CAGUGAUUUGGUAUCCCUCACACUGAACGCUCGCCUGGAUGUAAAUAUCAACUAUGUGAUCCUGCAUGUGGAGCAGCCCAAAGCUGUGGGUGUAUAUUAGAGGCAUUACUUGUGGUUGGCUAGAGUGCUGUAUAUUCAUAUAUCUAUAUUCAUAUUGCUGUAAAGAAAUUCUUGACCACUUCACAGUCAUCCGGAGUGGAGAUGAGCUAACCCAUGGACUAGUAGAUCAGAAGAUACCAGGAAUAACCACCUAUACAGUACACAUUAACAACACCCAGAAACAUCUAUCCAGGAUCUCCUGGACUACUAUUAGCAGAGCAUCAUUUCAAGCCAACUAGGAAUCCCAAAGAUCUUGCCACAAAUUCAGCAAGGACCACCUGAACAAUUUAAUCAGUAGUAGCUAUUCGUGACAGUUAUAUUUUAACCAUAAGUCAAGACCUCCUUCUGUCAUCUACGAAUCCUAGCAGAAUCAGACACCCAACACUCCAGGGCCACCUGGAUAGUAAUUUAGAACCAACUACUCUGAAAGAAGACUCACACAGCUGAUACAGUAAGUCAGACCAACAGUGCCCUGGAACUGACAGACCUGAUCAUCGCAGGAGAUAGGAGCCUAUCUAUACAUCUUUCUUCUUCCAAUCUCUUAAAUCUUAGAGGACACGAAGAAUGUGGCUUUUGGAGAGAAUCCGUGGAACUGUAGACCACAGUAGUGGGCGCCAAUCAGGAGAUUCAGCUGACAAGUCUAAGGGUGGGUCAUACAGCAAUGUGCUGACUCCAGACAAGAUCCCAGACUUCUUCAUUCCUCCCAAACUUAGCAGUGUCCCAGCAGAAGGUGGAGGGGCUGAGGGAGUUUCAUCAGGAGAUGGUGUCUCUUCUAAACCAAACCUGGGGUCAUCUGCUUCUGAGCAGAACUUAUCAAGCCGACGUCCUCAGCGCAGUCCCCGUCUUCCUGCAAAAGCCACAUCAGAGAGCCGCAAUUUACUAAAGGCUGCCAACCGCCAUAUUAUUCAAAUAGAGAGUGCAGAUGAGUGGGCAUCAGAAGAGGAUCUAGGCACAAAUGCUGAUCCUCAAUCCCAGACAGCUAUGUCUCUUUCAUAUGUUCCCAAAGCACAGACUUCAUAUGGUUUUGUGACUCUAAUGGAAAGCCCACACACUCGUCGAAAGGAGUCCCUCUUUCACAGCGAGCAGGGAUCACUCUCUCCCUGCCCAUCUCAGUCAAGUUCUCCUAGUUCUCAGAGAAGGAGUGGAACAGAUGGGGGUGGAGGAUCCCAACUUAAUCCUUCAGAUUUUGGCAUGUCUUUGAUGAAUCCAUAUCGUUAUUUCAGUGGAGGGGAGAGUGAUACCUGCUCUUCAGCAGAAUCUUCGCCCUUCAGCUCCCCACUGUUGUCCAGGUCAGUCUCUCUGCUCAAGAUAUUUACUCCAGACACUCAGUCCAAACUCAUGAAGCUGAAACACUCAGUUGCCCGUAACAGUUCACUUUCCACAGAUGAAUGUAGUUCUGCAGACACCAGUCCAAGUAUGCCUAGGAGAAGACUGCGGAGUGCUAAAGGAGCUGGCAUUGGUAGUGGCCAGCAAGGAGUGCUUCCUCUGGACCUCUUGCAGAAGGAACACACUCUUGGACUUAGCAAAGGUGGUAGUAUGAGGUUGGUGGCAGAGUAUGACCCUACAAAUGCCAGGCUUAGAGUAAGGUUGAUUGCAGCAAUUUUUGACAAAAUUUGUGACCCCAAGGGGGUGAAUUGCUGUGUAGUUCUCUAUCUGAACCCAGGAAAGGUUCAUCGACAGAGAAGUACCAUUAUCAAAAACAGUCGAAACCCAGUCUUCAAUGAAGAUUUCUUCUUUGAUGGGUUAGUUGCUGGAAGUGCUAAAAAGAUGUCACUUAAACUAAAGGUGCUGAAUAAGGGAAGUAGUCUGAAGCGGGACACUCUGCUUGGGGAGAAGGAGGUGCCUCUAACUGUUUUGCUGCCCUUCCUUUGAGACUAGUAGACAGUAGAUAUAGUGUGUGUGCUUCAGAGGGAGGUGACUUGCUGUUCUCUGCGUCUGUGGCACUAAUAGGGCAACGGAACAGCAGAGCAUACUCUACAACUGUGUAUGGUCAAAGUGUGGUUUCCUGCAGAGAACUGCCUUUUACUACCAAAGGACAGCUGCACAUUUUACUCCUGCAGAGCAUGGCAUUUCUUUAGCAAAAGUCUACACACCCAUAAAGAGAAACCUGCUUAGCAAAGAGCUUCCAGUAAUUUAUUAAAACAAAAAAAAAAUGAAAAAUAUCAUAAAUAUUACAGACAUGCUGAUUGCUUUCUCACUUAAGAAAGCAAUGGAUAACUGCAAAGUACUGCACUGUACUACAGAAUCAUCCAGUGUUGUAGAAAAUGAUGUUUAUACAGACUGCAAACAGUAAAUAGAACCAAGAUGAUCUGAUGAGCAUUACAGACCUGCUGUAGACCAUCACUGCAUCCUACCUAAACCUGUUUAGUCUUAUGAACUUGGAACCAUUUUACUGCUCCUGCUGUCUGGGAAAAAUAAUCAAGGGGAAGAAUGAUUUAUACUUAGUCAAGAGAAAAUAAAUAUACAUUCCAUUUCCUUUAUUAUCUCCAGACAGUGUGGUCAACAUAAGAAGCUUCAAGGCUCUGUCACUCAGGAACCAUCUGAUAAACUACAACAUUUCCGUUUUGCAGCUUGAGGGCAAUCUAUCAAGAUCUGUUCCAUAUGGACAGGCACCUUGUUACCAGUACCCAGGCAGUAAUCAGUAAUUGCUUUUUUGUAACAUGUAAUUGUAAUAUAACCACAGGCUGGAGAUCAUGUCACACACUGUGACAUUUAUUGGGAAUUGUGAGAAUAAUAAACACCUAAGAGACCUGCAUUGUCUCUUCUCCUGGCAAAAUACCCCAUGCCACCAUAGUAAAGUGGAGUAUACCUAAUGUAUACCUGAAUAUCUAUAGCAUACCUAUAGUAUAUGAUGGAAAUCUAUGAAAUGCAAUAGUACCUACGCUUGUAAAUGCCAGGCAGAUAUCAAUGUCUUGUAAUGGACAAAGGCACAACCUCAACUUUGCAUUGCAUGAAAGGAUAUCAUUAUGAUUCUUGAAGAUACAGUAUGUAGUUGUAAGUGUUCACUUAUUCAGAUGUUUUAAAUGAGAUAUCUCCUUUGCUAGGCAAUAUGAAUUAAGUGAGAUAACAUUUCUGUUCUAACUGAUCUUCUCAGUCUCAAUGUUUCUUCAUUUCUGCUUUUGUCUUUCCAUUUCUUGUUCUGAUUUAGCCCUAUCCAGUCUCGGUUUCUUUGACACAAAACAGAUGGCACUUGCCUUUAAUGUGUAUUUUGUUUAAAUAGCUUAUUUGUAGCCCAGCAAUAUACCCUCCUCCCUUACCAAUUUAUAUGUAAAUAUAGUAUUAUGCAUGGUAUUUUUACUUAUCUGCAUGGAUCUCUCUAAAUUUUCACUUUCUUACCUCUGUGGUUCCUGAUUAUGGUCUUUUUUUGUUUUUUUACUAAAGGAGAGUAUAAAGUAAUUUUUAUAUGUCUGAAUGUCUGCAAGUAGGGUUAACAUGACAGCAAUUAGAAAGAGCACAAAUCUAGGAAACCUUUUUAACGAAAACCAGAACAAUACUGUACUUUCAAUUUCUUAUAAGCAGCCUUCGUAGACAUAGAAUGGUAGCUAGAUUAAUUACUAGGGAUGCUCCAAAAUCUCUAUUUUGGGACUGGGAUAAUCUUUAAUGCAAAUAAGGGCCAGAAAGGGUCACAAGGAACUGUGCAUUAUAAAAAUUACAUCUACCUUAUUUGUCUGAUGAAAAGUCACAUGAUUUUAAGGAUUUGGUUUUGGUUUGGCCAGGAACUUGGAUACGGCAGAAUCUGAACCCUGCUGAAAAAGGCCAAAUCCUGGCCUCCUCUGCUUACUCCUAGUUCUGGCCCUGAGUCUGAGCUAAGCCAGGAAACCCUAAAUAAUACCACUGUUUUAUCUAAAUAUUUUUGAUUAAUUUUAAAGAUACCAAUUAAAAAAUAAAUCUGCUAUGUGCAUUUAUCAAACGUGCCUUGCUUUAAAUAAGCCACCUUAAACUUCAGAUAGCAUUUCUUACAUGCACAUUCUUAAGGCUUGAGCUCCUGUACCAAACUGUCAAUGUAAAAAAAGUAUUUCUUUUGUUAUCAGUAACAAAAAUGUUCAUGACCAUUUUGUAACAGGUGAACAGUGACUUUUUGCCUGUUGCUAAAUGGUGCCCUUAAAAUAACAAAGUUGUGGUACUGAGGUUCUUAUGAGGUUCACAUAACUCGGGUAUAGAGCAUUAUUGUUCUGAACCAAGAGGAUGGCAAUAGCAAAACUCUAUCUAAUUGAUCAGCAGAGAAGAUAAGACACCUUGACAUUCCCCAAAGGGUGUUAAAAUAGAGGCAGCGGCACAGCGUCUCCUGAGUGUCUCAAAUAUAAAGGGCACGACUAAUGCUCAUUUUUAUUGUAUUUAUGCAAAACAGAGUAUCUCCCUUUUUCAGGUGAGGGGCCCUAAAAAUAUUUUACUGUGAAGCACUGCAAUCUCUAGUUGUGCCCCCUUUCAUGUAUUACUGUUGCACAAAUUGUAUGACACUUCACAGGACUGUUGAUGUCAGACACAGAAUCUUUGGGUUGUAUAUAUCACUAUUAGUAUAAUAGCUGGACACCUCUAAAUUGUUCCAUAUGUACUGUAUCAUCAAAAAAACUUUCCAUAGAAAUUAGAACAUUAUCAGGGGUUCAGCAGCAAGUGGGGGCUAAUACAAAGUAUGUGAUAACCCAUACAACACAAUUCCAACAGAACUGCACUUACUUUGCCUUAUCAUAUCAUUAUCAUUAGCCAUAAUUUACAUAUUCGAUUCUGACAUUUUCAAAAACUGCAUCAUAUGUGAACACAGAUUUGUUCAAAGUUCAAAGGCUUGUGGAGUUUAAAGGAAAGUGAAAGUGUUUUAAAGUAAUGAAAAUAUCAUGUACUGCUGCCCUGCACUGGUAAAACAGAUCUGUUUG
Molecule: messenger RNA, 4967 nt
Organism: Xenopus laevis (African clawed frog)
Lineage: Eukaryota; Metazoa; Chordata; Amphibia; Anura; Pipidae
Gene: c2cd4c.S
Product: C2 calcium-dependent domain containing 4C S homeolog
Exons: 3
Coding region: 664-1971 (435 amino acids)
Source: RefSeq, a predicted model, not a curated record